Molecule: messenger RNA, 3134 nt
Organism: Aquila chrysaetos chrysaetos
Lineage: Eukaryota; Metazoa; Chordata; Aves; Accipitriformes; Accipitridae
Gene: HESX1
Product: HESX homeobox 1
Exons: 6
Coding region: 220-840 (206 amino acids)
Biological process (GO): pituitary gland development; forebrain development; regulation of transcription by RNA polymerase II
Cellular component (GO): nucleus
Molecular function (GO): RNA polymerase II cis-regulatory region sequence-specific DNA binding; DNA-binding transcription repressor activity, RNA polymerase II-specific
Source: RefSeq, a predicted model, not a curated record
AGUAAAACGCGGGGCCCUUUUGGCGGUCAGAUCGGCUCCCGCUUCUCCCGCCGCGCCGGGCCGCCCCCGGCUCGGGGAGGGAGAAGAGCAGCCAACGUCUCUAUAGAGGAUUCCAGAUGUGUCCCCCAAUGGAGAGAACAUUUUGCCUCUGCUGGAGGGUGAAAGUAGCUGUCUGGAUAAGGAGGACUUGUGGAGAAAUUCAAGUACAGUAUACAUGCUAUGCUGGCUGAAGGUGAAAGCAUGGCAAGUACAACGCUACGUGCCACUAAUACAUCAGCGUCUCAGAAUCUUCAGAAAGUGUCUGGUUUUGUAGAAAAUAAAACCACACCGUGCUCGUUUUCCAUUGAAAGUAUUUUGGGACUGGAGCAGAAAAAAGAUGGCAUUCCAGCUGUGAAACCUCACAGACCAUGGAUGGAUGCAUGCGCCAACUUGGUUUUAGGUGACGACAGCAAUCCUCAUCUGCAAAUCCCUGUUGUUUGCUAUGAAAAUCCUUUAUUUUGUGCUAACAGUAAUCCAGUGCAAGAGGAAAAAGUUUUGAAAUGUGAAAAAUAUUUUUCAGUCACUGAAAGGCUAUCUUUCAAACGAGAAUUGAGCUGGUACAGGGGUAGAAGACCAAGAACUGCAUUCACUAGAAACCAGAUUGAAGUCUUGGAAAAUGUUUUUAAAAUGAACUCCUACCCUGGCAUUGAUAUUAGAGAAGAGCUAGCUCGCAAAUUAGAUUUAGAUGAAGACAGGAUCCAGAUCUGGUUCCAGAACCGUCGUGCAAAGCUGAAAAGGUCACACCGAGAAUCUCAGUUUCUAAUGGUGAAAAAUACUUUCACCUCCAGCCUGCUAGAGUAGAAAGAAGGAUGGUUUGCUGUUACGGCAGUACAACAGCACAUGAAGAAUUUUUGGAAUUUUCAUAACUUGUAUUAAGUAGCGGUGAUAUAUUAAUUAUGACUUUAUCCCCAGAUUUGAAAGUUUAUCAUAAUUUUCAUUCAAAUAAACUAAAUACUUAAAGUUAUUAUAAUCUACUUUUUGUGGAAAAAGUAAACUUUUCCUAUAUAUUUUAAUAAGUAUUUUCAGAAGAGUUUAGAUAUCUUUGAAGUUUAAAAAAAUCCAAACCAUAGGUUGCACAAGACUUUCAGCUAGUAUGAAUUACAGCAGCUUAACUGAAGAUGACUUAACAAAGCCUCAUACUUUUAAAAAAAGUCUGUUUAAAGUCUGAAAUACACAAUAUGCAAAAUAGAAUUUGCUACCUGAAACAGAUUGUGUGCUACAUUGGAGUUUAAAUAGCUUAUUUAUAAAGAGUACGAUAGUUUUCAUAAAGAACAUAAUUUUUAGAAAAAGGUGUCUCAAAUGGAAGGGCUAGUAUUCAACUGACUGUUCGGUUUAGAAGAAUUGUUUGGUUUAAAGAAGCUGAAAAUUAUAAUAUUUUUAUAUCAUAUUUUAAUUAAUUUAGGAUAUUUGCCUAUUUAAUAUUUGAACUUGGCUAUUUCCAAGUUAAUUUUAGGGUGUUGAAUUCAUUUUUAUCUAACAAUACAUGAAAGUAUGUUUGAUAUUCAGCCUGAAGUCUACAUGCAUAAGGAGAGCCUUAUCCAAAAAAACCAACUCUUCCUGGCCAUGAUGUAGGAAAACAUUGUAAGUAUGCAUUUAUACCAUUCCUUGUUCAGCAGCGCUUUAAGCACUUGCUUGAAGUGCUGGUGUCCUUCAGUGAGACUUCAGCCUGUGUUUCUUACUGGAGAUAUGUUCUACAUGGGCCCAGCUGUAUAUACAAAAAGUCAUUUUGUGUUAGGCUGAUGGUUCAGCAGAAGCGCUGACUUUAAAUGAUAUUUCAAUCUUUAAACCUGAAAGAAGUAGUAAAUCCCCAAAAAUUUAGACAUAAAGCUUUGUUAAUUGCAUUUUCCCACUUCGCUGACUUGAAAAAUGUUUUAUUUUGAACGAAAAAUAUAUUUACAGUAGUCAAAAAACUGAACUGAAUCAUUGUAUCUGAUUUAAAAAAAAAAAAAAGCAUAGGGAAAAAUUUUGAAAACUAGGGAGAGGAAAUUAUGUGAGUGCUUCUGACAUUCAAAUUGUUUUUAUCUAACUCAGAGUAUAGAUCUCAGACUAACUAUCCCACAUUGAAGGAAUGCUUAUCCACUGAGCUAUGAUGUUGGUUUCCAGAUUUCUUGUGGAAACGCUUCAUACAAAGUACUUUGAUAUUCACUGGAGGAAGAAUUUGAGCCAGUCUUCAGUCUACAUACCGUAGCCACCAGACUCAUUCACAGUCUGACACUCAGCUUCUAUGAACUCAGUUAGGACACUGAGGAUGUAGAAGUCAGCAUAUCAUUAUUAAUAUAGGCUAAAUAUAAAUAGCAAAAAAGGGGAAAAAAAAUCCAUAGCAUCUUGCAGUGUUUUAGUAGUGCAAAUACAGUUAGAUUGUUCUUCACUUGCACUUUCUUGUUUAAUAAAGUGACAACAGAUUUUUUUUUCCUGGCAUGUUACUUUCAAUGUAGUAUAGUGUCUAGAAGAGGUAAGUCUUAAAAUUUUAAAGACCUGUCUCUACUGCUUCCAGACAGUUUUUGAUUCCUAUAACUCUUCUAACAUGCUCUGCUUUUCCGUCGGUAUGUGUUCUUUCUUAUGACAUCUCUUUACAUUUCAGUUGUUACAAUGGAUGAUUUAAUGUAGCUUUGCUGAAUGUUUGCAAGGUAUUGCGAAAUGCAGUUAGUUAGGAUUUUACCAGAGAACAUUGUACCUGUUAUAUCAUGAACAAACCAAGUAUUGCUCUUCCUUUCUCGAUGCUUGCAUCCAUGAUAUCUGCUGUCCUAUAGAAUGAAAGGUAAGUUUGAGAAAAGCUGUGAUAGAAAAAGCUUAGUUUUAUGUAGUCUCAUAUUAGGAAGACUAAAGGGAAGGGUGAUCUGACCUCAGUCCUUAGUUGAUAUUUUGGAUGAUAGGUUGAGAUAUAAGAGUUUGAAUAAAAAACAUUUCUAUAUUUUCUGAAAAAUAUUACUGAAAAGCUGCAUUACUUUAGAACCAGGCUACAGGUAUUUGCCAUUUUGUGUCCUUUAACUUCAUGGGCCCAUUGCCUUCAUUUUUAUAGAAUCUCUAAAAUCUUGAAUUGUUUGACUUUGCUCCUGGAAAUCCUAUUUCAGUGUGACAAUAAAAACUUUUAUCCA